UUUUAGCCGUGUACAACUUGUGCUUUAGUUUAGUUGUAUAAGUUGUAUAGUAAUAUAAUAAAUUAAAAACAGUUGGAAGUGGUGUGAAAUUAGGAUACCUUCACCCUAACUAUUUAAAUAUCGGAUUAGCAUAAACGGAGCCACUGCAGCCAAACCGGAGCCCCAACUGGACCAGGACACUGUCCGAGUGUCCGUUCAUCUCAGCUUGUACAAAGCUCUCUUUGAUACUCAUCGAUCAAUCGAUAUAAUGGCUGCGAUUCAUAAAACCCUAGUAUUUCUCAUCUGGGCAGUGAUUAUAUGUUCUGUUGAAGUCCUUGCCAAGACAUCUCCCCGCCCAAUUUCUGACACCGAAGUUCGACAGAGGAAACAAAAUUGUUACUCAGACAUUGAACUUGGAUAUUGGGGCAAGCAAUGCAAAUCUUCAAUGGUAGCAAAGGAGAAUUGUGCUUUAAAAUGCCUGUCACCAACUUGCUAUGAGCUUAUUUAUGAGAGUGAUCCACUGGAAGAAGGGGAGAAAGAUUAUGUGAGGAGCCAAGAGUACAAGUACUGUAUGCAUAGAUUGUCUUUGGGAGAGAGCUUGGAUGGUGUUAGAGGUUCUUUUGAUUAAACAAGGAAUUGAAGACUAAAAAUGUGUUGUGUUUUAAACUAGUAUUUAAGAAGGUUUGCUUUUUGGAAGGGUUAAAACUUUUUUUUUUGGUGUAAAGUACUUGUAAUUAUUGAAGUUGUUUGAUUCCUGGAAAUGUUCAUGUGCGUUGUCAUGUUGUACCUGUUGCUACAGAAAUUGUACUGUUUUAAGGUGAUUCUUAAGAAUGUUGUGCACCUAUAUAAAGGUGUACAAAAUAGUAGAAGAUUUGGGUAUAGUGUUUACAGGUAAUCAUAAGCUCUUAUGCUCUGUUUUCAGAGUUUAUAGAGUAAAGAAAAAAAAAAGAUAGUGAGUUAUUAUACUUUAUAUUUUUAGAUCUUAAUAUAACUUGUAACACCCAAAAAGUAAAAGAUGG
Molecule: messenger RNA, 998 nt
Organism: Lactuca saligna
Lineage: Eukaryota; Viridiplantae; Streptophyta; Magnoliopsida; Asterales; Asteraceae
Source: the annotation of a GenBank genome assembly